AUGUCCAAUACCUGGUGGUCGCAGUUAAGCAAGCAGCAGGGGGAAGACCAGGAUGACCGUACUGUCGAGUCACAGCUCGGCGAAAAGGAUCAGAAGCUUCACAAGCAACCCAACGAUGAUUCUGACUUUAGUCCUGGAGAACUGACCUUUGAAGAAGAUACUGCGGGAGGCAUGGGUCGUCACCUUGGUGUAACAUCUUGCACUCUCCUUAUCGUUGGAAAGAUUAUCGGCACCGGCAUAUUCUCAACACCGUCCUCCAUCCUCUCCGGUGUGGGCUCAGUUGGCGCCUCCCUCAUGCUCUGGGUCCUCGGUUUCUUGCUUAGCUUCUGUGGACUCUUCAUAUGGCUCGAGUUCGGCACCAUGUUCCCUCGUAGUGGUGGAGAGAAGGUAUACCUCGAGGCCGUCUACAGAAAGCCCAAGUACCUCGCCACCAUAGUAUUUGCUGCCAAUGCUAUAUUACUUGGCUUCACUGCGAGCGGUUGUAUUGUUUUUGCUAGCAAUAUCUUGGUUGCCGCUGAUCAACCAGUGGGUCGCUGGAAUGAGCGUGGAAUUGCACUUGGAGUCAUGUUUUUCGUAACCCUUCUACACGGAUUGGCCCCCAAGACUGGGGUACUGAUCAUGAACUUACUCUCGAUAUUCAAGAUCGUAAUUCUUGUAUUCGUGGUGGUCACAGGCUGGGUAGUUCUCUCUGGCAAAACCCGCGUCACGGAUCCGUACUUUAAUUUCAGAAAUGCAUUCGCGGGGAGCUCCACGAGUAGCAACGACUAUGCUACCGCUACCUUCAAAGUCCUGUACGCAUAUGGGGGAUGGUCCAAUGUGAACUACGUGAUGAACAACGUCCAUAAUCCAGUGAGGACGCUCAAGAUCGCAGCCCCGCUCGGUCUUGGUAUAUGCGCCGUUUUGUACCUGCUUGCAAAUGUAGCUUAUUUCUCGGCUGCAACCAAGACAGAGAUUGAUGAGUCUGGCGUUACUGUCGCUGCUUUGUUUUUCGGAAAUGUCUUUGGUUCUGUUGCAGAGCGUGCGCUAUCGGUUUUCAUUGCUCUCAGUGCUCUUGGAAAUGUUAUCACUGCGACUUUUUCCGCGUCACGAGUAAACCAAGAGCUCGCAAAGGAAGGGAUACCCUUACCAUUCGGAAACAAAUUCUGGGCUUCAAAUUGGCCCACUGGAAAGUCCCCACUUCCGGGACUGAUCAUCCACUUGAUACUCUCUGUUAUUGUCAUCAUCGCGCCUCCCCCAAACAUUGCUUACCCCUUCAUCUUGGACGUUGAAGGAUACCCACAACAAAUCAUAAAUUUCUUUAUUGUCAUCGCUCUGUUCUAUUUGAGAUGGAAGAAGCCAGAUGCUGUUCGGCCAUUCAAAGUAUGGUGGCCUCUUGCUGUAUUCUUCCUGGCGGCUGCUGCCUUCCUCCUCAUCGCUCCCUUCCUGAAACCAGCCAAUGGCGUCGGCGACACCCCACCACUACCAUAUUACCUGUAUUGCCUCGUCGGAAUCGCCGUCAUGUUCGCAGGCGUGCUGUACUGGGCUGCAUGGCGAAUCGUACUGCCCAAGGUAUUUGGCUAUGAGCUUGUACCGAGGAAGGAGAGAUUGGACGACGGGACUGUUGUCACUGUAUUUUCGAAUAAGAAGAUGCAGUGA
This is a messenger RNA of Suillus subaureus, 1635 nucleotides long. Its product is annotated as amino acid transporter. Gene Ontology annotation, molecular function: L-amino acid transmembrane transporter activity. Gene Ontology annotation, biological process: amino acid transmembrane transport. The record is from RefSeq and is a predicted model, not a curated record. Bases 1 to 1635 code for a protein of 544 amino acids. Gene Ontology annotation, cellular component: membrane. The transcript has 18 exons. NCBI's taxonomy places the organism in Eukaryota, Fungi, Basidiomycota, Agaricomycetes, Boletales, Suillaceae.